GGUUGAGUCAGCCAGGGAAACUUUCUUUGUUGCAACAGAAAAAUUCUGUUCUUUGAUGAAUACCUCACACCCCUUUAAUCUUAGCAAAAAGGUGCAGCACACUCCUACUCUUCGUGGAAAAGCUUUAACUGUCCAUCCUUACAGCUAUCAGAGAGUUUCAAGCUGACAUGGAGCCUGAAAAAUCACAAGGGGACAAGACCUCAAGCAGCACAACAAACACUCCAGAAAACAGCGAGAACACAAGAAAAACCAAAGAGGAUGACGAGCUGUCGCUGAUCACCUGGAACGUGGAUGGUAUAGAUGACGAAGAUCAGCCAGAAAGAGCCAGAAGCCUCUGCUCAUAUUUGACAUCAUAUGCUGCUGACGUGGUGCUUCUGCAGGAAAUAGUCCAGCCCUACGUGCGUUUCAUGUACAGACGUCUGGCUGACACCUACACCUUCAUAAAAGGUGGUGAAACAGGUUAUUUCACCAUGAUGCUGCUGAAGAAGACACGACUCACACUACUGGACAGUGAGAUUGUCAGCUUUCCAAACACUCAUCAGGGGAGGAGCCUGCUUGUUGCACAGGUUUUGUUCAGAGGCCAGAAACUGUGUCUGAUGACGUCUCACUUUGAGAGCUGCAAGGCCAACUCAACAGAGAGGAUGAGGCAGUUGAAGAAGAUGAUGGAGAGGAUGAGCGAGGCUCCUGAUGAUGUGACGGUCCUGUUUGGAGGGGACACCAACCUAAGAGACUAUGAGGUAACUGCAGUGGGAAUUCCCAGCUCUGUCUGUGACCUGUGGGAGCAGCUGGGAGAGCCGGAGAAGUGCCGCUACACAUGGGACACUGGGGCAAACCACAACAAUGAGAUUGCCUUCAAGUGUCGUUUCCGUUUUGACCGAGUCUACUUGCGUCGAGCCUGCGAGGACAGGGUCCCACGGCUGAACCCCCACAGCAUGGCCCUGAUUGGACUGGAGGAGCUCAGGUGUGGCCGCUUCACCAGCGACCACUGGGGAAUCUAUUGCAUGUUCUCCGUCGAGUAAAUGUAAAAUGAAUGAUGCGUUUUCUUUUGUCUGUCUUACAAGAACUUCCCAUUUUCAUUAAUAAGUGCACAUCUGUUCAAUAUAUGUGUGAACAGAAAAGUACUGUAGGAACAUUUCUGUCAAGGGAAACCCAGUUUUAUAAAGCCCAUUAGAUAACAUGCAUGCAUCUCAAACAGCUAGUGCAGGUUCAAAUGUUCUUUUUAAUAAGAACUACAUCUUUGCUAAAUUCAAAAGCAACACUUCAGAUUUAAAUUUGACCACCUGCAUGAGAGAGCGUCUCAUUUGUUUGAUGGCAACAAUUUCUUAACAUAAAAAUCCCCCCCAAAAAAACAGCAACACAGAAUUGUCUAGUGGAUAACGUUUGUCAGCACCAACUUUUUAGUAAAGACACGAUUUGUGGUGUCAAAUGUUCUUUUGAUGAUUUGGAUCUUAGGAAUCACAUAAAAUGUUAAUCGUUCUUCAAUUAAGAAAACUGUAAAACUGCUGAAACGUAUUUAAAGAAAAUUAUCUUUAAAAAAACUUGUUCUAAGAUAAUGAGGCAGUAAACUGACAGUUACUCACAAAUAAAUGUGUCAAUAGUCCUUAUGAAAACUUAAAAAUGAAUGCCAUUGUUAAUUUUGACAGAAAUGUAGUUUUACUGCAGGAUUAUAUUUUUCUUUGUUUAGGGUUAUUUUGGGUUAAGGUUUAAAGAGGUACCGCACACCAUCAGAAAAUGUAACUCCACCCCUAGUCAAGAUGUGAAAAAUGCCAUGAAAGUGGGCAUUGCCAGGAGGCACAGAGUGUAAUGUUUUAUCCCCACACACCACCUCUCGCAACCUUAGAUCCACAUCUGAAAACCUCCUGGCUGUUCCUCGAACCAGACUGAAAACCAAAGGGGACAGGGCCUUUCAGACUAUUGCACCCAGACUUUGGAACAGUCUACCUUCAAAUCUCGGUCUCUCUAACACUGUAGAGGUCUUUAAAAAUAAUCUAAAAACUCACCUUUUCAUCCAGGCGUUCCCUCCCUAAAUGUUUCAGAAUGAUGGCUUUGUUCGGGUUCACACCUUCACUUUGUUUAUACUCAUGAUUUUAUUUUCUACGUUUAUCACUGCUAUUUUUUUUCUGAUGUUCUUAUUGGUUAGAGGUAUUUGCCCUGAUCUUUAUCAUGUUGUAGAGCGCUUUGUGAUUUAUAUCCGUGAAAGGCGCUAUAUAAAUAAACUUUUACUUACUAAUG
Molecule: messenger RNA, 2232 nt
Organism: Nothobranchius furzeri (turquoise killifish)
Lineage: Eukaryota; Metazoa; Chordata; Actinopteri; Cyprinodontiformes; Nothobranchiidae
Product: tyrosyl-DNA phosphodiesterase 2
Biological process (GO): double-strand break repair
Cellular component (GO): cytoplasm; PML body
Molecular function (GO): single-stranded DNA binding; 5'-tyrosyl-DNA phosphodiesterase activity
Source: RefSeq, a predicted model, not a curated record